Molecule: messenger RNA, 1446 nt
Organism: Silurus meridionalis
Lineage: Eukaryota; Metazoa; Chordata; Actinopteri; Siluriformes; Siluridae
Product: procathepsin L-like
Biological process (GO): immune response
Cellular component (GO): lysosome
Molecular function (GO): cysteine-type endopeptidase activity
Source: RefSeq, a predicted model, not a curated record
UCAAUGAUGCGUGUUCUGCUUCUGACUCUGCUGCUGUCUGGGGUUUGCUGUGAUAUGAAUCUGGACGGCUCUUGGAGGUCUUGGAAAAAAUUCAAUAAAAACUACAGCGAUGCGAUGGAGGAAGCAUACAGGAGAUCAGUUUGGGAGCAGAAGGUUUUAGAAGUGAAGAAGCACAAUGAAGAAGCUGCAGCAGGACUUCACACCUUUACCACUGGCCUCAAUCACCUUUCAGACAUGACUGCAGAAGAAGUCAAUGCUAAGCUGAAUGGUCUGAGGAUGGAGAACUUUUCUCCUCAGGAUGAUGAUGAUAAUUUUACCUUUCCAAUUAAUUUCCCUCUUCCUCCCAGUGUGAACUGGACUGAGGAUGGAUUUGUCACUCCUGUUCAGAACCAGGGUAAUUGCAACUCAUGCUGGGCAUUCAGUGCAGUUGGAGCUUUAGAAGCUCAGAUGAAGAAAAAGAAGGGUGUGCUGGUUCCUCUGAGUGUUCAGCAGCUGGUGGACUGCAGUCAUUUGGCAGGAAAUCAUGGCUGCUUUGGAGGACUUCUAACUAAUGCAUUUCAUUACAUUGUAAACAAUGAAGGAAUCAGCAAGGAGUCUGAAUACCCUUAUGAAGAUAAGGAGGUGUUCUGCCGUCGUGCUCAUAAUUAUGGGCACUGUAAGGGUUACCGGGUUCUUCCACGUUAUAAUGAGUUUGAGCUGCAGAAGGUGGUGGCUACCAUCGGACCGGUUGCAGUGGGAAUCAAUGCCAACAUGACCUCGUUUCACCACUACAAGGAUGGUAUAUAUAACGAAACGUCAUGUCCUUCUUUACCAUUAAAUCAUGCUGUUCUGAUAGUUGGAUAUGGAAAAGAAGAUGGGAGACAAUACUGGCUGGUCAAAAACAGUUGGAGUGAUAAUUGGGGAGAAGGAGGAUAUAUACGAAUGCUGCGGAACCAGAAUCAGUGUGGAAUCGGCACCUACAGUGUUGUCCCCAUCAUCUGAACUCAUUCAUCACAAAUCACUUUUUAUUUGUAUUUUUCAGGCUUUAAUCAGACGUGUUUAUUUGUAGAAGUAUAAUUAGCUCUUGUAUGUUAGUUUCUGAUGGUCAUGAUGAGGAAGAAUCUCUGAUUUUUAUCAUACCAAAGUUGUUAUAUUGGUUCCUGUGUUUAUAUAUUACUGUUUUCUAAUAAUUCUCUCCACAAUGGUUCCUCUCAGGAGUUCCUCUGUGGUUCCUCUCCACAGUCUGGCCCUCCAUCCUUCAUCCUGAUCUACAUUCUCUGUUAGUCCAAUAUCCAAAACUUAUUAUUUUUCAUAGUGUCUCUGUGCAUAUUUAACCAGAUGGUGUGUGUGUGUGUGUGUGUGUGUGUGUGUGUGUGUGUUAUAAUGUUUUCUUUCAUUUUGUGUGUUAAACAUUAAUUGUGAACUGACAGCAGUUUGAAAAUAAAGUUUCUGAUAGAAACUGUUUAA